Magallana angulata is the source of this 2288-nucleotide messenger RNA. Its product is annotated as transmembrane and ubiquitin-like domain-containing protein 1. The transcript is spliced from 3 exons. Gene Ontology annotation, molecular function: protein binding. Bases 142 to 1281 code for a protein of 379 amino acids. Lineage: Eukaryota; Metazoa; Mollusca; Bivalvia; Ostreida; Ostreidae. The record is from RefSeq and is a predicted model, not a curated record.
GCGUUAUGUAAAUUUCUUGUACUUCCUGAGAAAAAAAAAACUUUCGUUUCGUAGAAAAAUAUUGGAAUAUCGGAAUAUUAAAGAAGUUCUGAUGGUGACAAUACUCCAUUAUUCAACUGAAUAAAGGUUGAAAGAGGAACCAUGUCUUUAAUAGAAGGAUUCGGAGAUGAAGUGACUAUAUUUUUGGGCAUUCUGUUAGUUCUAUUUAUAAUUUGUUUGGCAUGGAUUUCGACAAACAUUAGGGACAUUCCCUUUUUCAGUGUAAUAAUUAUUGAACUAACUCAUAGAAGAAAUAGGAACACAGAAAAUGCCAAUCAGACAGAGGGUUUGAGCUCUUCAGAAGCCAAUCCACCUAAUCAAAGCAGUCAAAAUAAUUCUGAAAAUGAAGUAGAAGACAUAAUACCACAAUCAGAAACAACCUCCUUAGACAAUGAACAAUCUUCUACCACAGCAGAUGAAGUUUCACCUGUAAAUAGUCAAAAUGGUGAAGAAGAGGAGACACAUGAAAAUUCAAAUACCAAUAUAAAUGUGACACAGGACACUAAAACUGAUAGCACUGAUUCUUCACAGCAAUUAAAUGAAACAGAGCUUCGACACAGACGUUUGAACUUCUUUCAGGGUAAAAAUGAAAGUAGCACUAUAUCAAAUCCACAGACAGUCGUGGCAGACUCUUUGAAUAUAAAUGAAGAACAGGGGUCACCAGUUCAAAGUCCUGUGCUAGAACCCAUUAACAGACAGCAAGAAUCUGUACCAUUGUCAGCCGAAAAUGAGACUGUCCAUUCCAGAGAAACAGAUUCAGAAACGGGGUUAAUUACUGUGAGGUUGAAAUACCUAAAUGAGACCCAAAGAAAUGUCACAGCAGAACCAAAUGUCACCAUUGGCCAGUUUAGAAGAGACCAUUUUGCCACAGAACUUUCUCAAAAUAAAUUGGUGCGGUUCAUCUUCAAUGGACAGGAUCUUCGCAAUGACUCGAACACUCUCCAGAAUUACAAUAUUGGAAACAACAGUGUAGUUCACUGUCUAAUCACUCAGGUCAACCAACAGGCCCCACCCCCACGCCAAGAAAACCAGGGCAGCUUUGACUUUGGGGUGGUAGUAUUGCCUAUCUUCGGUCUACUCCUCUGUUUUGUGUGGUACCUGCGAUUUGAGUACAGACAUUUCUUCACUGCCACCUCAACGUUUAUGUUAAUAGGACUUACCUUUUUGUUCAUUGCUGCCGUUUUGGCCUCAUGGGAUAGUCAGAGGCAUAGGGAGCGGAUUCCACAUCAGCACAUUGAUUAGGACUAAUUUGAAAGAUUAAAUGAUUUAGCAUUAGAUUUAUGUUUAUAUUACUUGUAUCAGCAUUUUUAUUUCUGAGCUGGAUUAAAGCUGGUAUUAAGUAAUACCAGGUUCUUGCGUUAUGUUACUUACAUGCAUAAUUGCGUAUGUACUGUUAAUGUACAAUGUAAUUUGCUUUGGAUGAUUAAGUUGUUAUGUUUGAUAAGUAAAAUCUAUGAUGAUGGUUUUCAUUUUUUUCUUUCUAUUCAGUAGCGAUGAUGGAUCCUUGUACAUAUUGAUUUCUGUAUUGAUAGAAAAAAUACAAUAAGAUAAAUAUUCUAUUUGAUAGAAGGCACAUGUAUUAGUUGUAUGGCGAGAUAUUUUUUUCACAUGUACAUCAAAAUUGUACAUGGUAAAUUUGAAAAAAAUGUUUUUUUAAGCAUAUUAUAUGUGUGAUACUAGUUAUGUGAUUGAUAACAUAUUAUUAUUUUCCUUUUUGUUAUUGUCUUUUGUGGACAGUUCAGGAGGUUACAAUUUUCCUGAAAAAUGUUACUCUAUAACUCAUAAAAUUGUAUGUGACAGUUUUGUCAAAACAUACAAUACUUUAAGUCUUGUUUGUUUCUCAUUCCAUUUGUUUGACCCUAUGUUUAUUUAUUAUGAUAUCAGCAAGAUUGUUUCAAAGGUGGCAUUUUAUUUGUUUUUAUUGUGGAUCAAGGUAAAGAUUAUCAUAAAUAAAAAUCCUUCAAGAAAAACCCUUGGUUUCUCAAUUCUUACAAUAGUGUUUGUGAUUAAAGGCACGGUUAGCAUACUCAUACCCAUAUGUAAGUGUCCCGGGUCACCUAAGUUGUACGAGGGUGUGUGUUGAUAUUUAUUUUUUAUGCUAGAUGGUCAUUAUAAAGGUAUAUUGAUGUAGAAUAUCCAUUUAAGUCCUCUUUUUUUGCUGGGUUUGUUGUUAAUCUUUGCUUUAUUUCCCUCAGAAGGACGCGUACAGUGAACAUAUGUACCCUGUGAAAUAAAGAAUUCAAACAGCU